CAAAGAGGAAGAACAUAUUGGAAGUACUGUAAUUAAUGAAAUGCAGUUAACAGCAUUGAAACGAGGAUUUGAAGUCUGCCAUUAUCCCGACGUUGGUCUGCAAGACCUACUUGCUAAGAAAAUUGGACUCCCAAGAGACGUAAUUGGGGAAUGGUUUAAAAAUGAAAGACAGAAAGCAAGAGAAAGUUCAAGAAUUAGUAAUAAUGCAAAAUAA
Meloidogyne enterolobii is the source of this 214-nucleotide messenger RNA. The record is from the annotation of a GenBank genome assembly. Lineage: Eukaryota; Metazoa; Nematoda; Chromadorea; Rhabditida; Meloidogynidae.